CACCGUUUCGUCGCUUUCACACGUUAGCGAGGCGCAAGCCUGAAUGCUAAACAACGUGAACGUGCGAUGAAUGGCCGACGCGGCGGCAUCCGCCCGAACUGCCGACCGUUUCGCGUUAUGUGCGCGUUAAACCCUAACGUUUGGAAGUACUCAGGUACGCUGCUCUUUUGCUCUAAACGGCUAGAAGACGGCGCGCCCUGCGAUCGAAAAGCGCGGUGCUGCGAUGGAUGAAGCUUUGCGCGCGACACAGCUGCACGGAACGCCGAAGGCGCGCGUGCGAAGGAAAAAGAAAGCAGCCUUGAUCCCUUUUCGAAACGCGUCUUUCCUCGGCAGCUGCUCGUCACGAGACGAGCCUGAUUGCCUCCUCGCUGUGAGUCGAGUGGGCGCGUCGAUCUCGUCAAGUGCCUCGGAACAGAGAUAGGACGCGCUACAGUGCUUGAUCGCACUCGUUCAGCGGCCGGCGCGUGCCUUCGAAACGGGACAAAACUGCGAUGGCGGCAUCAUCCGGCGCCUACCCGAGCGUUGGCGAGCUCGCGCUGCGUGCGCUGAGCAAGUAUCGCUCGGAGUUUGGGUCCGAGCCCGCGUUCUACGGAAGUGCGCCGGGCCGAGUCAAUCUCAUCGGCGAACACGUGGACUACUGCGAAGGCCUGGUCCUCCCAUGCGCCAUGCCGCUGUACACUGUGGUCAUUGGAUCCCCUGUCGUGGGAAGCAGCGUGUGCAAUGUCCACAGUUUAGACUAUCCCGAGCCUGCAAGCUUUCAGCUGCCGACAGAAGAGAGCCCUCUGAAGCCCGGUGAACCGUCGUGGAGUAAUUAUGUUCGGGGCGUCGUCGCUCAUUUCCCAGGGCCCAUACGGAGCGGCUUCAAUGCGGUUGUGAUCAGCUCGGUGCCCGUCGGAGCUGGACUCUCCAGUUCUGCUGCACUGGAGGUGGCCAUGUUCAACUUCCUGAGGACGUUGCUGCAUCCAGAUGAGCUGAGCGACGCACACCGGGCCCCGCUGUGCUGCCAGAAAGCAGAGCACGAGUUUGCCGGCGUGCCGUGCGGCAUCAUGGACCAGAUGGCUGCCUAUUGGUGCAGGCCGAGCCACGCCUUGCUUCUUGAUUGCCGGUCCCUUGCCUUGGAGCAUGUACCCCUCAACCUGACCUCCGCGGUCAUUCUGGUGACAGACUCUAAAGUGAAGCACGCCCUGACCGGUGGUGAAUACGCUAAACGGCGCGACAGCUGCCAGGCUGCGAGCGCCGUCCUCGACAAGAGCCUGAGAGAUGCUUCGCUUGAAGAUCUCGAAGGCUGCCGGGAACGAAUGACAUCCGAACAGUACCGGCGAGCCCGGCAUGUCAUCUCUGAAAUCCAGCGCACGGCCCAAGCAGCCAAACUGCUCCGAAAGGGCGAUUUCCGGGGCCUGGGUGAACUCAUGAAUGCCAGCCACGCGUCUCUCAGAGACGACUUCGAGGUUUCCUGUCCCGAACUGGGCGAACUCACUCGGCUGAGCCUGGAGUCCGGAGCGUACGGAUCUCGGCUCACGGGUGCGGGAUUUGGAGGAUGCACCGUGACGUUGGUGGAGGAGAAGCUCUUGCCAGCCGUGAUGGACAACAUCAAGAGUAACUACAAGGGACAGGCCUCUUUCUACAUCUGUGAGCCAUCGGCAGGGGCACAGUACGGAUGCUUGAGCAGUCUCACAGGUGUGAAGAACAGCUGAAGCGUGUCUGUGCUUUGAGGAAGAAAAGGAAUUGUUUGCUCUCAACAGGAACCACAGACUGAAAGGGACAGUCUCCAUCGUAGACAUGUAGUGGCGAUUAGAAGUUCACUAGCCCAAUGCGGUGUCAUAAAUUUUGACAGUGCAGUUUGAAUGAACUCCUUUUAAAAAUGUAACGUUGACCUUAAUUUUCUCUCAUACUAAUUGCCAUACCUGGCAAUUAGUAUGUGAGCUAAUGGCAUUUGGGGCACACAUCCGCUCAUUUAGUCCGGUGCAAAUUUGCUGGUAUGAAACAGGUAGCAAUAAGCCGUCUCACCUGUGUGAGUGGAAGUAGUAGAUGGAAAUUGAGACUUUUUUUUCGUUAUCUGAUGCUUUAGAGUUGUUACCUAGCGAACUAGUUCAUGAGGAUGGCUUGGUGGGCUAGUUGGUACUGCAUCAUGAAAGAUUACAGCACACAUAGACCUCGAUCCUAGACCUCGAUACUUCACCUUUUCAUCAUUUCCUGUUAAAAUGCACUGGUUUCCAAUUUGAGUGGUGCUGUAGGCAAGACUCAUUCAAUGGCAUUGUAAGAAACUCACUCAUUCAACCACACGCUGUGUCAGCUGACCAAACUGCGUCACCACCGAAGCAACUUUUUGUGUAAGCUGCAGAAUGGACGAAGUCUUUAAAAUAUGGCUGUCGUGAUGCAUCUCCUGCUUCCAGUAUAGAAUCCGGCACUUGCAGCAUGCAAAAGCAUAGCCUUUUAUAUGUGCGGCUGGGACUCUGCGAAAACUGUUAGCUUGGAGGUUUGCGCACCGCCCCCAUUUCGUGCCAGUCGCCAUUCUACGCAAAUUUGCCCAAUUCCAUCAGGCCUUCUAACGCUAUGCCUUCCUAAAUUAUGCUUCUGUUCACCUGCUCUCUAGUCCCCCACACCAAAGUUUUGCUAUCUCUUCACUGUUGCACCUAUUGUCUCUCAUUUUCAAACUGCACGCUAUGCCCUUCAUGUCUCACGGGCCCACUAGUCUAAACCACUUCAGUACACAGGGUGUCAAGAAGUACGUAUUUAAAGUCCGUUGAAACAUUCUGAAACAUUUUAGCCCAUGAAACAUUCAACCAUCUUGUAUAAACUGUUUGUAUGUCAGAAUGAGUAAAUAAAGUGACACU
Rhipicephalus sanguineus (brown dog tick) is the source of this 2834-nucleotide messenger RNA. Its product is annotated as galactokinase. Gene Ontology annotation, cellular component: cytosol; cytoplasm. The record is from RefSeq and is a predicted model, not a curated record. Gene Ontology annotation, molecular function: galactokinase activity; ATP binding. The transcript is spliced from 8 exons. Bases 492 to 1694 code for a protein of 400 amino acids. Gene Ontology annotation, biological process: carbohydrate phosphorylation; galactose metabolic process. NCBI's taxonomy places the organism in Eukaryota, Metazoa, Arthropoda, Arachnida, Ixodida, Ixodidae.